UGAAGACCCACUCUGACUGCCGAGGCAGCCUCUCUCCUACCCCACGGCACCACCCCCAGAGCUCCUGAGCGCCGAGCCAGUCUGGGAAGUCGGGUCAAUGCACGUUGUGCCUGGUUCUCCAAUGCUGUACUUGACCCGCCAGCGCGUGGAGAAGACCCCGUGAGUAUGUGGAGCUGCUCAUAGAGAUUCACUGUCUUCUCAGCAGGAACACAGAAACUACUUGUCUGCCUGACUCAUCUUGUGCAAGACCUGACACGGCCUGUGAGAGUGAUCAUGAAAAUCCACGUCCACGGACCUAAGUGACAGCCGUCAGCCCCCUUUGCAGAUUUAACCUUGUUCUGAUGGCAGAAUGACCCGCUGAAAAGUCCAGCUUCCGGAAAGAGGUGAUCGGAGCGUCAGGCUUGGUCCAGCCCUGCUGGGAGCCCUCCUGCACACAGACCUGAGGAAGAGCGCCAGUGUGGACCAGGGCGCCAUGAGGGUGGAGCUCCUACCUGCGCUGACCGACAACUACAUGUACCUGAUCAUCGAUGAGGACACCAAGGAGGCCGCCGUCGUGGACCCCGUGCAGCCCCAGAAGGUUGUGGAGACGGUGAGGAAGCACGGCGUGAAGCUGACCACUGUGCUCACCACCCACCACCACUGGGAUCAUGCUGGUGGCAACGAGAAGCUGGUGAAGCUGCAGCCGGGGCUGAAGGUGUACGGGGGUGACGACCGCAUUGGGGCGCUGACCCACAGAGCCACGCACCUGAGCACACUGCAGGUGGGGUCCCUGCAUGUCAAGUGUCUGUGGACGCCGUGCCACACCUCUGGACACGUCUGCUACUUUGUGAGCAAGCCCAACAGCUCCGAGUCGCCAGCCGUGUUCACAGGAGACACACUGUUCGUGGCGGGCUGUGGGAAGUUCUACGAAGGCACAGCAGACGAGAUGUUCAAGGCUCUGCUAGAGGUCCUUGGCCGGCUGCCCCCCGACACGAGAGUGUACUGCGGCCACGAGUACACCGUCAACAACCUCAAGUUCGCGCGCCACGUGGAGCCCCACAACACCGCCAUCCAGGAGAAGCUGGCCUGGGCCAAGGAGAAGUACAGCCUGGGGGAGCCCACGGUGCCGUCCACCAUCGCCGAGGAGCUCACCUACAACCCGUUCAUGAGAGUCAGCAGGGAGAAGACAGUGCAGCAGCAUGCGGGCGAGUCAGACCCUGUCACCACCAUGCGGGCCAUCCGCAAAGAGAAGGACCAGUUUAAGGCGCCCCGCGACUGAGGCGCUGGGCGGGGCGCUCCAGCCCGGGAGCCCGAGACACACCCCGAGCCCUUGCUGUGUGUGAGCCCAGCCUAUUUAUAAGACAUCGCAGAGCCAGCAGACUGUGUGUUCUCUGCCUUGCCGGGGCCUGUGUGUGUGGUCCCACGCGGUGUCCCGGAGCCUCCCCUCCACCCGCAGCUGUCCCCAAGGCCACUACAGGCCUCAUCCCACAGGAAGUGGGUCGGUCUGGGCCCAGGGAGGACUGGGGUCCUGGGCCCCAGCUCAGUGGAGUGGGCAGGGCCCAGGAGGGCAGAGGGUGACUCGCCCAGACCCAGGGCACUGUCUGCAGAGAGCAGAAGGAAGGUGUUGGCGGCCUCACCUAUGGGCCUGAGUUCUCCCCUGGCUCUGGUCUGCGCAGAGGUCUGGCCCCUUUCCUGUCCCUGUCACCACGAGUGUCUGCACUGUGCUCCUCCGUGUCUCCAGGCCCACAGGCAGCUUUUUCUUCAGUGGCAGGUAGCCCUGGUGAGAACCACUGACAGAGCCAGGUCUGAGGUCAGGGCGCUGUAGCCUGGGGGCGGGGGUACCAACUCACUAGUCUGGCCCUGCCCAGGGAACAGUGUCUGUCUUCUCUGUCUGUCCUGCGCCCUCUCUCUCUCUCUCUCUCUCUCUCUCUCGCCCUCUAUCUCAGGGUGGGGGUGUCUGGCCUGUGGGGCAUACAUGCCUGCAAAGUCAUUUGGUCUGGUCCUGCCACGGCAACUGCUGGCGGGACUCUAGUUCAAUAAACCCAGGAGCUUUCUCAUAGCGA
Erinaceus europaeus (western European hedgehog) is the source of this 2042-nucleotide messenger RNA. It is a transcript of the gene HAGH, whose product is annotated as hydroxyacylglutathione hydrolase. NCBI's taxonomy places the organism in Eukaryota, Metazoa, Chordata, Mammalia, Eulipotyphla, Erinaceidae. The transcript is spliced from 11 exons. Gene Ontology annotation, biological process: glutathione metabolic process. Gene Ontology annotation, cellular component: mitochondrion. The record is from RefSeq and is a predicted model, not a curated record. The coding region runs from base 473 to 1258 and encodes 261 amino acids. Gene Ontology annotation, molecular function: hydroxyacylglutathione hydrolase activity.